AUGGAUCACCGGGAUUUCCUACUCGAUGACCUGGGCCGUCGAAUCCAAAGUUCGACCAUCAUUCAUCUAGGCGAAUACGCCCUGGUUGUGCGCAGAUUCGACACCGCCAUCAAAAUGCCGGUCGUACACACAUAUGAUGCCGACACCUCAAUCAACGUCUGCCGCGCUCAGCUGAGACAAGAACAACGCAUUUACAGGUGUCUCCAGCCAGACCUGCGGCAGGAAAUUCAGGGAGUUGUUCCCUGUACCGCAGUAUGGGGCAACACCAUCGAACUUCAGUACAUGUCCCAAGGCACUCUUGGGCAGAUGCUGGAGAGCAGGGGCGUGCCGUCUCUGCCCCUUCAAAGACGAUGGCUUUACCAGCUUGCCAUCGGCUUGGAUAGUAUCCAUUCGCGCCGAAUCCUCCAUAAUGACAUUGCGCCCCGCAAUCUUCUCCUGGAUGAUUCUUUGAACAUCAAGUUCACGGACUUUGGUGUGUCAAGCAUCGUCCCAAAAAAUGAAGAUAUGCAUGACUUUAUGGAUGGAUAUAAUUGCUCGAUGUGGACAGAUCUCAUCCAGCUGGGUUCGGUCUUCUAUGCCAUUCUUGGCGGACAACGAUCAGUCGUCAACAUCUACCCUAACCAUGGUGCCUUUGCGGAAUAUCCUCCCUUGGACACCCUUCCAGACGUGAGUCACAUGUGGGCUGCAGGUGUGAUUGAGGAUUGUUGGAAUCCGAGAGAGCUACAUGGCGGUGCCCGGGAGGUCGUUCAACGAAUAAAGAAUGUGGUGAGUUACUACGAAGACCUUGAAGCCGGUCGCACCAACCUUGGAAUGAAGAGGCCUAGGUAG
Messenger RNA from Penicillium olsonii, 828 nucleotides. NCBI's taxonomy places the organism in Eukaryota, Fungi, Ascomycota, Eurotiomycetes, Eurotiales, Aspergillaceae. The record is from the annotation of a GenBank genome assembly.